Messenger RNA from Talaromyces proteolyticus, 1326 nucleotides. Its product is annotated as PrpF protein-domain-containing protein. Bases 1 to 1326 code for a protein of 441 amino acids. Lineage: Eukaryota; Fungi; Ascomycota; Eurotiomycetes; Eurotiales; Trichocomaceae. The transcript is spliced from 2 exons. The record is from RefSeq and is a predicted model, not a curated record.
AUGUCGACACAAUAUAGCCCUGUCGCUGUUGCCACCCAGCAACCUCCUACUCAAUUAUUUACGAAAGCCGGUGGCAUCGUGACUGCCGCCUCACAAAUAAUACACCAGCGCAAGAUAUAUCGAUUACCAUCGGUUUUGAUGCGUUCUGGAACUUCAAGGGGUCUUUUCAUUCAUCGGCACCACCUCCCCAAGUCACAGUCGGAAUGGGGUACUAUUCUCAUUGGUGCUUUGGGAUCUAGAAAUAAUGACCCUCGACAGCUGGAAGGGGUGGGAGGAGCCACGUCGACAACGUCAAAAGCCGUUGUUGUCUCAAAAUCUUAUAGACCUGGAAUCGAUGUUGAAUAUACUUUUAUUCAGAUUACAGUUGGUCAGGAAAAGGUCGACAUGACCGGAAAUUGUGGCAACAUGGCUUCUGGAAUUGCUGCUUUUGCCUUGGAGGAGGGGUUGAUAACAGCAAGGCCAGGCCAAUCGGAGCUUUCUGUGCGAAUAUACAACACAAAUACCCGGUCCGUGUUAGUAGAAACAAUCCAGGUCAACGACAGCGGACACUUUCUAGAAGAUGGAGAAUACCACAUAAGUGGUGUCAAAGGAACUGGAAGUAGUAUCAAAGUGUCCUUUCUGAAUCCUGGGGGAAGUAUGACUGGCAAAGUGUUCCCAACAGGAAAUCGUCAAGACAAAAUUAUGGUGCACGAGAGGAGCGGUCUACCGGAACAGUUUAUGGUCAAGGCGACGCUGAUAGAUGUAUCUAACCCUUUCAUAUUUGUUGAUUCAUCAUCGCUACCUCCCGAUUAUCAUGCCACAGGUUCAGAUUCAGAUAUAGCACUUGAUAUAAUCGAGUCCAUACGACGCCAGGGGGCAGUUCAGUUCGGUCUUGCCAGUGACGUCGAUUCUGCAGGUCUUAAGAGAGGAACUCCAAAAAUUGCAGUUAUUUCCAAACCACUUGGUCCACUACCGGGGUUCAACACAAGACCCGAUAUCUCAGUAUUGGCCUAUAGCAUGGGGAAAGUUCACCCAAGCGUUCAGCUCACCGGAGCUGUGUGUCUUGGAGCUGCGGCUUGUCUUGAGGGAACAGUGGUUUCGGAAUUGAUGAAAUCGGAAAUACCAUUGUCGUCACAAGAGCUGACACCAUUGGGGACAGAUGUGUCCCUUAAAAUAACGAGCGAAAAACAAGAUAAUAUUCAAAAUGACCGGAGCAUUGUAAUUGGCCAUAGCAGUGGUACAAUCGAUGUCGACGUCGAAGUGACAGAAAACGAUCUGGUCCAGAGUGUCACUGUGUUUCGUACAGCCAGGAGGUUAUUUGAAGGUACAAUUCUUGUUCCACUAUAA